AAGAAAGCAACUUGAACAACAUCAGAUGAUACGUUGGCGGUCCCUUUUACCUCUUUUACGAGAGCAUCAUGGUAUAUUCAAAAAACAUGUACGCCAGUUAAGUCUCCUAGAACACCAUUCACACCAUCUUCUGAAAGGUUUCAAUAUUCCUGUUCCCAAUGGGUUUGUAGUUAAGAGUCCCGAGGCAGCUUGGGAUGUCGUAUACAAUAUCGAUGCGCCAUCAGUUUUGAAGGCUCAAAUCCUCGCGGGCGGGCGUGGUAAGGGCAAGUUCAACAGCGAUGGUAAAAGUGGCGUUCGCAUUGUCAACUCACCGGAUGAAGCUUUUAAAAACGCUUCUCAAAUGCUCGGUUCUUAUCUCGUCACGAGCCAAACUCCGCCCAGUGGUCUUCCAGUGAAUAAACUAUACAUCUACAAAUCUGUUGAUAUUGCUAAGGAAUUCUACCUGGCUAUUACCUUUGAUCGCGAAAGGUACAUGCCUGUGCUCCUGAUGUCUGAUCAGGGGGGUGUCAAUAUCGAGUCAAACGUGAAUCAACUCCAGCGGUUUUGGUUUCAUCUCUCUACUGGACUCACCCCUGAGAUUAUGGCCUAUAUCGAAGCACAGUUUGGGUUUUCUGACAACGAAAUGCGGGUGGUCUCACAUAUAUUGUAUCAACUAGUAAAAUUGUUCCGGGACAAAGAUGCUACUCUCCUCGAGCUGAAUCCUCUUGUGCGCACAACGGAAGGGUCCUUUAUCUGUCUAGAUGCAAAAUUGAACUUUGAUGAAUCGGCAAAGUUUCGACAGACCGACUUGUUUAGACUCGAGGAACAUUUGCCGGAGGAGAAAGAUGAGUAUGAAGCUUCACAGCUGGGUCUUUCCUACAUUCGUCUGGACGGUAAUAUUGGUGUUAUUGUGAACGGUGCUGGUUUGGCCAUGGCAACUAAUGACUUGGUCACUUCGUACGGCGGGAAAUGUGCGAACUUCUUGGAUAUUGGUGGUGGUGCAACCAAGAAGACAUUAUCAAAGGCAUUUUCGAUUCUACAAGGCAAUUCCCACGUAAAAGGGCUACUCAUAAAUAUAUACGGCGGAAUUGUUCGCUGUGAUAUGAUUGCCGAUUCGAUACUUGCUGCUUCUGCUGCAACGGGAGGGUUCAAUAUUCCAGUCGUGAUUCGCCUACAGGGUACAAACUGCGAAAAGGGCUCCAAAUUGAUUCGAAAAUCUGGCCUGGAUAAUGUAUUAUUGGAAGCCGAUUUCGAGGAAGCUGCUAAAAAGAUCGUCAAGCUUACAAGUAAUUAAGGGAUGUGUAUUGGAUGUUAAAAAGUCUUUAGGAAAUAUCUCACUAGGGUUACCGGAUUUGGCGCCGGUGUGAGAAUCUACACAAUAUUUCCCCAUUUUGCAAUCCUUGGCCCUUGGUUUAUUUUAGUAAGUCUCCUACUUGCAAG
Talaromyces proteolyticus is the source of this 1419-nucleotide messenger RNA. RefSeq lists its product as uncharacterized. NCBI's taxonomy places the organism in Eukaryota, Fungi, Ascomycota, Eurotiomycetes, Eurotiales, Trichocomaceae. Gene Ontology annotation, biological process: tricarboxylic acid cycle; succinyl-CoA metabolic process. The record is from RefSeq and is a predicted model, not a curated record. Bases 26 to 1273 code for a protein of 415 amino acids. Gene Ontology annotation, cellular component: succinate-CoA ligase complex; mitochondrion. Gene Ontology annotation, molecular function: ATP binding; metal ion binding; succinate-CoA ligase (ADP-forming) activity. The transcript has 7 exons.